Aspergillus heteromorphus CBS 117.55 is the source of this 876-nucleotide messenger RNA. RefSeq names its product RNA-binding protein. The coding region runs from base 1 to 669 and encodes 222 amino acids. Gene Ontology annotation, cellular component: nuclear speck. The record is from RefSeq and is a predicted model, not a curated record. The transcript has 5 exons. NCBI's taxonomy places the organism in Eukaryota, Fungi, Ascomycota, Eurotiomycetes, Eurotiales, Aspergillaceae. Gene Ontology annotation, biological process: mRNA splicing, via spliceosome. Gene Ontology annotation, molecular function: RNA binding.
AUGUCUCGUCCUGGUACUACGCUUUAUGUGACUGGCUUCGGGCACGGGACCCGAGCUCGCGACCUUGCCUACGAAUUCGAACGAUAUGGACGUCUUGUUCGGUGUGAUAUCCCAGCACCGCGUACCCCUUCCAGCAGACUGUUUGCAUUUGUGGAAUAUGAGAGUCGCCGCGAUGCAGAUGACGCAUAUCAUGAGAUGCAUAACAAGCGAAUUGGACGAGAUGAUCUGUUGAAGAUCGAGUGGGCCCGGACUCCUCCAUCUGCUUCUUGGCGCUUUGACUCUGGCCGCGAUCGCCGACGCGACCGUACUCCUCCGCGUCGUGGUCGCUCUCCUUCACCUAGACGUGGUCGUAGUGACUACUCACCACGUAGGGAUGACAGGUAUGACCGCGAUUAUGACCGACAUGAUCGCGACUAUGACCGCCGUGACCGCGACUAUGACCGCCGUGACCGCGAUUAUGAUCGGCGUGACCGCGACCGAGAGCGUUCACGUGAUCGCUCUCGUAGCCCCGAUGAGAGAGACCGUGAUAUUAAGGACGAUAGGGAGCGCCGUGAUGACGAUCGUGAACGACGCGAGGAUGAGCGUGAGAAUGAGCCCAACGGUGAAGAUAGAAAAGUUCCGUUAGAACCCCUGACCACCGCUCAUGAUGAGCUGGAUACAGCCGAGUAGGUUUUUGGCUUCAUGAACCACUAGUCAUCUCCAGUACAUGCAGUCAGAAGACCUCGUAUCUAUGCAGAGUCAUGCUCAAGGUUCAAUUCGUUGCUAGCACAUGAAGCCCAGUCACUUUCGCGAGGCUCACCGGUAAUCGACCUGGAUUUUUUCUGAUGCCCCAUCACUGUUGAAUAUUAGUGCGCUUUACAGACAACCCCCCCCCCC